Molecule: messenger RNA, 2117 nt
Organism: Triticum urartu
Lineage: Eukaryota; Viridiplantae; Streptophyta; Magnoliopsida; Poales; Poaceae
Product: eukaryotic translation initiation factor 6-2
Biological process (GO): cytosolic ribosome assembly
Molecular function (GO): ribosome binding
Source: RefSeq, a predicted model, not a curated record
CGGGAGGCGCCAACAUAAACCCAAAACAACCGAAGCAAAGCAAAAGCCAAGUAGCCAACCGAACCAAAGCAGGAGCGAGUCCCUUCUAGAGAGCCCCUUGAGAGUCGCCUGUAGCUUCCCCGAUCCCGCCCGAUCCCCAAUCUCCGACGACGGCGAUGCCGGCCGGACGAGAGAUGGGAGAGGUGUGUGGAGAUCUGUAAAUAGCAGGUCUAGGAUUAGAUCGAGUCUUGCCCAAGUGGUGUCUGGCGCUAUGCCGUGGUGGAGCGCGCCGCCGGCGCACGCGAGCUGCGCCUGGUGGCUAGCGUCGGCGUUUCUGAUGGUUGCGGUGGCGAGGUGCUGCGUGCAACCGGAGGAAAUGACGGCGGCGACUCCUUCAAUAAGCUCGUUGUGUUUCCUGUUAAGGUGGAGGCCCGGCUGCUCUUCCCUUUCUUUUCAAGCCAUCGUGGUGGUGGAUGGAGGCAGAAGGAGAGGCGGCGAGCUGGACUUUGCAGUUUGGGAAGGAGCUCAUCCUCAAUGGGUUUGAGACGAGGCAACGGCGCCCGCUUCGGCUGUCGGCAGCCGGUCCUCACCGUCUCGCCAUUGAAUAUGCUGGCCGAAGGGCGGCCCUUUCUCUUCCUCCCGGCCUGGUGCCUAGAUGGGAGGCAGUUCAUCUCCGAAUCGGAGUCUAAGGCUUCUUCUUCUGCGGUGUUGUGCUAUGGGAGAAGCAGCUGCGGAGGUCCCGACGUACCAAGUGCUAACGUCCCCGGCGACGACGGGAUUGGAUCCGGUUGGGAGAUGAUUUGGACCCGAUUGCAUUUCUUGUUUCCUGUUCGGGGUCCUCCAUGCAAAAAGCAGGGACUGGUCUGUAAUUUUCUUUCCUUUGUGUGUCCUGUUGUAAACUACGGUGUGCUAGUGCUACCGAUCUAUGGUUAAUGCAGUUUCUGGGUCGCGUGACCCAUCUUUUGUUCAAAAAAAAAGCAAAAGCCAAGAGCAGAUCCGUGGUGGGCACAAAAACUUGGAGAAAACGUAACCACGGCACGUGCAGCCUGUGAUGCAUACUAUAAGAGGAGUUCACCUCACCUAGCCACAACCUCCAUCCCCGGAACAUCUUGACCAACUGCGCGCACCUCAUCGGCCCGCGCCCGCCCGCUAAACCCUACCCUACUCGCCGGCGACAGAGGUUUUCGCGAGCUCGUCCGACAAUGGCGUCCCGCCUCAAGUUUGAGAACUCGUGCGAGGUCGGGGUGUUCGCGAGGCUCACCAACGCCUACUGCCUCGUCCCGGCCGGUGGGGCGGGGAAUUUCACCAGUGUGUUUGAGGCCGAUCUCGCCGACACCGUCCCGGUGGUCAAGGCAUCCAUCGGCGGCAUGAGGAUCCUCGGGACAUUGUGCAUGGGCAACAAGAAGGGCCUUCUUCUACCACACACCACCAACGACCAAGAGCUCCAGCACCUCAAGAAUAGCCUGCCUGAUGAGGUGGUCGUCCAGCGUGUCGACGAGCGGCUCUCCGCCCUCGGCAACUGCAUUGCUUGCAACGACCACGUGGCUCUCACAAACCCAGAUCUCACCAGGGAAACCGAGGAGAUCAUCUCGGACGUUCUUGGGGUGGAGGUGUUUAGGCAGACCAUCGCAGGGAGCAUCCUGGUCGGCAGCUCCUGCGCCUUCUCCAACAAAGGGGGACUUGUUCACCCGCAGACGUCGGUGGAGGACCUGGACGAGCUGUCGACGCUGCUGCAGGUGCCCCUCGUCGCCGGCACCGUCAACCGGGGGAGCGAGGGCAUUGCGGCCGGCAUGGUGGUCAACGACUGGGCGGCCUUCUGCGGUUCCGACACCACGGCCACCGAGCUCUCAGUGGUGGAGAGCGUCUUCAGGCUGAGGGACGCCCGGCCGGGGGCAUUGGGCGCAGACGUCAGGAAAUCCUUGGUUGAAAGCUGCUUUCUUUAGGGGAAUUUUGCCUUGAGGGAUUUUCUCCCUUGCUGUAUCUGUGUUUGCCAUGAAUAUUCUGAAGUAGUACUUUUAAGCUCGUGAUAAGACUUUCAAGUAGCAAAGGCCGGAGGGUUUAUCUCUGAAGACCUGAGUUAUAAACAAAAAUGAGGGGCACAAAUGACAAUGCAAUAGCCAAAUAUUGCGAGUUCUACA